AUGAAAAAGAUGAAACUGUUGCUGGAGUCAACUUUCUGCCUUGUAUGGUCGCCAGUCCUUGGAUCUUUAUCUUCACAAUCGGGCUUUUCUCAAAGGCCUGAUGGGCUACAACCUGGGGUUUUAGAUCCUGGUGAAGGUCUUCGUUCUCAGGUAGUCGCUUGCUUAGCUGCUGGGGCUGUGCCUGUUGUUCUGGGCGAAAGGACACUUCAUUUAGCACAUCUUCCGCUCGUCGAGGCCAUCGGUCCGGCCACAUGGAGUGAUGCCAUGGUCUGGAUACCAAGGCGGCGCGCCGACAGCCUGCAUGAUUUGGUUAAUUUGUCAGAGAGAGAAGUAGUCCGUUUGCGUCGACAGGGCCAACUGCUUUACACUCGCUUCUUGUCCAGUCCCGAGGCUCAGCUCUCAAGUAUUCUUUUACUCUUGACCCGUCGACUCAGCCUGCCUCUGCCACCAGCAUCCCCAAUCGCAGCCACCUCAGCCUAUGCCACUGAUCACUACUCCUCUUCUCAUCCCUCUUCUGUAACUGGUGAAGCUUCAGUCACAACUAGCUUCCCCAACAUUACUACUACCCCUGUUUUAUUUACUGACUUCUCGCCCAAUCUCAUCUAUUCAGUCCCUCGCGAAAUUCUUGGUCGUGUUGAUGUUGACUACCUCCUUGGGCCAACGGAGCCUUUGCAUGACUCCCCUUCUCUUACUCCAGCCGUCGUCUCAGCCCUCUUGGCUCCCUCUGGUCCUGGACACCAAGGCAUUGGACAAAACCCAUUCUUCAGCUAUCCUUCAACACCUUGGCAGUUCGUGCUGCCAUCUGACGCGAUUGUUUUUUCUGGUAGUCAAACCCGAUUUAAAUGCCUAUUUAUUUUUCCCUCUUGA
Molecule: messenger RNA, 867 nt
Organism: Protopolystoma xenopodis
Lineage: Eukaryota; Metazoa; Platyhelminthes; Monogenea; Polystomatidea; Polystomatidae
Source: the annotation of a GenBank genome assembly